AUGGCGACUCCACGAACCCUCCUCCGACCUUUCCGCAACCUGCUCUCUCAGCGAAGCUUCUAUCAUUCCACAUCGAGGAGACCAAUCGCUCUACACACAUGCUACCGACAUUACGCUACAAAACCCGAAACACAUGAGUCGGCAGACUCCUCCGCGCCCACCAGCGAUGGCGAAGCCCCCACUCAUCUCAACCCUCCCCCCGAAGACUACUCCCGCUUCAUCUUCCAAGACAGAUGCCGUUCAACGAUUUACGCCGGUGCCGGCGGUAACGGAUGCGUCUCCUUCCUUCGCGAAAAGUACGUUGAAGAAGGCCCCCCGAAUGGCGGUGACGGCGGCAGCGGCGGAAGCGUUUACAUCCAGGCUGUGGACGGCAUGACCAGCCUGCAUAAGCUGGACCGGAGAGGGGUAAUCAAGGCACAGCGAGGCAAGAACGGACAGGGGAAGAGCAAGGGCGGCAAGCGCGGCGAGGAUGUUCUUAUCCAGGUGCCUGUUGGCACGGUCGUGCGUGAGGUGGACCGGUUCGACCCCGUUACUGAAGAGAAGGCGCGGCGGAGAAGGGAAUGGCUGGCUCGCGAGCGCGAUGAGCUUGACGAGAUGGGCGUUACAUCGAUACGGCAUGAUAGAUGGGUUCUGUAUCCAGGUGCGAACCCGUCGGAUUUCCUCACGACGGUUUUCCCCAAGAACCCUCCGCGCAGGCAGGCUAUUGCCUCGCUGGAGCCCCAGGCGCCGAUAUUCCUUGAUCUCUCAAAGCAUAUGGAUAAGCCGAUCUUGUUGGCUGCUGGAGGAGUUGGUGGGUUGGGGAACCCUCAUUGGGUGUCGCGGGAACAUCCAAGACCUCGGUUUGCCUCGAAGGGAGAGGGCGGGAAGCGGUUGGAGCUCGAGUUUGAGCUAAAGCUGCUUGCAGAUGUUGGGCUUGUUGGCAAGCCGAAUGCUGGGAAAAGUACAUUGCUGCGCUCGUUGACGAAUAGCCGCACGCGUAUCGGAAAUUGGGCGUUCACGACGCUUUCGCCCAACAUCGGUACGGUGAUUAUCGACAACGACAAGGGACGGCCGUUGGUUGAGAUUGAAGGCAAGGCUCCCCGCAAGCGAUUCACGAUAGCUGAUAUCCCCGGUCUGAUCAAGGGUGCUCAUCUCGAUCGGGGGUUGGGCCUGGGGUUCCUGCGACAUAUCGAGCGAGCGGGGAUCUUGGCCUUUGUGGUCGAUCUGAAUGCGGGAGACCCCAUUGACGAGCUCAGAGAACUGUGGCACGAGCUUGGGAAGUACGAAGAGCUACGCGAGACUACUGUGGCCUCGAACGAGGAGAGCGACGACCUAGAAUGGAGUCCCCCGACUCACGGCCUACCAGAGCUCCAGCUCGAAGUGGACACUGAUAUGCCGCAGUCCGAAAUUAGACUUCCUGAACUUUCUCUUCCGCCUAUCCACACCAAGCCGUGGUUCGUUGUGGCCACGAAAUGCGAUCUUCCUGAGACCCGCGAGCGAUUCAAGACGCUCCAACACUACCUCCACGGGGUCGAAAAGGGCGAGAACGAGCACCCUGGGGGCUACGCCGAUGGAUGGAGGGAGAAGAUUGCUGCGAUCCCAGUGAGCGCUAUGAGAGGAGAGAAUGUCCAGCAGAUCCCAAGAGUUGUGAUUAACCUUUUGGAUUAG
Messenger RNA from Aspergillus calidoustus, 1647 nucleotides. The record is from the annotation of a GenBank genome assembly. Lineage: Eukaryota; Fungi; Ascomycota; Eurotiomycetes; Eurotiales; Aspergillaceae.